Messenger RNA from Mytilus trossulus (common blue mussel), 939 nucleotides. RefSeq lists its product as uncharacterized. NCBI's taxonomy places the organism in Eukaryota, Metazoa, Mollusca, Bivalvia, Mytilida, Mytilidae. The record is from RefSeq and is a predicted model, not a curated record. The transcript is spliced from 7 exons. Bases 143 to 781 code for a protein of 212 amino acids.
CGAUCGUGUGGUCUAAUUCAAUACACAUCCAUGGUUAAAACAUAUAUAUGAUAUAACAAAGAAUAUCGUGAUGUAUUAAACAAUGCUAUACUUGAUUGGAGAAUAAGAUUGCGGCCUAUUUAGGUAUUCCAUAUUUUACUAUAUGGACAGAACUACUUUAGUCAGUUUGAUUUCGUGUCUUAUUCUCGUGUGUCCAGUGAACGUACACGGGAAACACCACCAUUCAGAUGACAAGCCUGAACACCAUUGGGAUUGGGAUAGUAAUAAAUACGACGAAUGUCCAACGUCUGACUACUGUAACUAUUUCUACAGUCAAUGUACCUCGGACAAAGGGUAUGAAGUACGUUGUAAGCAGUGUUCGUUCUUCCAGACAUGUAUGAAAGAUGUUAACCGCAUUACCGAUCCAUGUGACGAUGUUUACAUUUGUAAAGAUGUAGAAACCUUCAAACAGGGUAUUGGAAGUCUUGUCAUCAUGGUCGUUGUCAGUGUAAUGGCGGCGGCCAUGUGUGUUGUUACUAGCUGUGUCUGUUACAAAUACAGAAUGCUACAACAGAAACUGAAGAAAAGGAACAUGACAACCAAGAAUAAUGCAAUCAGUGCAAUUUAUCCUGUUGCAGGCAAUGGUGCUCAUGUGACCAACACGUCAGGUGAUUUUUAUAGAAUUGCCAGUCCACCUCCACCAUACAGAGAACAUAGUGAUUCACCGCGGGAUCAACAUUUCAACGCCAUCCCGAAAACAGACCAGUACAAGACACCAAGGGUAGAUGUCACAAAGAAAUGAUUCACAGACGGACGAUGAAAAAUAUUGUAUAUUAUAUUAGAUAUCAAUCGAAAUAUUCUGUUUUUAUAUUCUCAUAAACUACAAAUCAUAGCUUAUUGAAAUUCAUUAGAAGCAUGUGUUAUAUGUACCGUGUGAUGUGCCAGAAUUACCCCCCCCCC